Messenger RNA from Pocillopora meandrina, 6116 nucleotides. NCBI's taxonomy places the organism in Eukaryota, Metazoa, Cnidaria, Anthozoa, Scleractinia, Pocilloporidae. The record is from the annotation of a GenBank genome assembly.
GUUUUGUAAACUGUAAAAAGAAACAUGGCGGGUCCGAUUAUGGACACUGCUUGUAUUACAUAUGAAGGGGUUUCUUUUGAACAAGAUCUAUUCCCAAGAACUAAAGAGCCAAUAUGGAUUCUUGGAAAGAAUUACUCUACCAACAAAGGUAGAGAUAACUUUACUUUCAACCCUGAUCUCGUGAAAACUCAUAUUUGCCACAACGCAACUCUGCUGUAAAAUUUUUCACUCGCUUUGUUAUUGUUUGGGCGUCAGCAUUAACUCCUGCGUUAUCUUGAGGAUGCAUUCAUGCGCUAAUCUACAGUAACUGAUUUAACUCGUGCUGCUGAUGUGUUUCAUUUCUUAAUUGAAACCUUUUUGUGGAAUGGCAAUUGAGACGUUUCAGUUUUGUACAGAGAUGAAUAAUUUUUUUUCCGAAUGUGAAGCGAAAUUAGAUAUUUCCGUUUUUGUUGUAGAUAUGCAGUGUUUGCGUGGACUUGAUUGUAACCCAUGCCUGACUUAUUUAUUUAGCCAUGAUUCAGGAACCUAAUGGUGUCAAUGCAAAGAACAUUUAAAAAAAUAUAUAUUAACAUGUUUUUACUAGUAGAGGAUCUAAAUUUACUUAGGCUUUAACUGUUUUUUUUUUUAUUUCAGGAGAAGAUUCAAUUCACAUUCUAAGAGAUAUUAGGUCUAGAAUUUGGUGCACAUAUAGGAAGAAUUUCUCAGCAAUUGGUGGGUAAAAUAAUUUAAUUUUUGUCUUGAAAAUGAGAUGUCAAUGAGUUGUCAACCUUAUCAUCAGCCCCUUGAACUCUGGUUCAAGAGGUCCAAGCCUAUGUGUUAUUUCACCUGUCAAUAUAAUUGGCUCCCAGAAAAUAAAAAAGUUAGAAAAAAACUGAAAAAUUCUUGCUGGUGGCUUGAGAGAGACAGUUAUCCCAAUGUUCACAGUUAAAUGCCUUGUACUAAAGAAACAAGGUCAAGAUUUGACAUGACUGUUGACUGGUGUGUAUGACUAGGUGUCACAUUUUUUUUGUCCCUUUUGGCUAUUUAUAAUUCUUCUUGUCUGUCCCACAGGAGGCACAGGGCCAACUGCUGACAGUGGCUGGGGGUGUAUGCUGCGAUGUGGACAAAUGAUUCUUGCAGAGGCUUUGAUUUACAGACAUCUCGGAAGAGGUCAGACUUCCUUGAAUUCUCUUGAAACCAUAAUUAUAUAUGAUAACAAGUAUAACACAAUGAAAGUUGUAGUAACCUAACCCUUAGCACCACUACAAGCUAUCUAAAAACAGAAACUUUCUCUCAUCCACUUAGUGGCCACAUAGGAUAGCCUACAUUGUAAUCAAAGACAAUAUUUUUUAGCAAAAGCAAAUUGUUGUUUAAAACUGCAAAAUUCUGUUGUUGAUCAGUUAUCAAUUUUCACUCUCAGUUUAUUGAUUAGCAUCACUUAACAUGAAAUAUGUUCAUUGGAUAUUUUGUGAAGUGUUGAUUGGGCUAUUUAUAGAUUUUCCUCUUCUCAUACAGGCUAAAAAUUAAAAGAACCUAUAAUGUUUUUUUUUAUACUUUAUAGACUGGCAGUGGGAGCCUGAUGCCAAUAAUGUUGUUUACAUGCAGGUAUAUUAACCCUUUCACUUUCAAGAUCUGCAGCCUAAUUCUCCUUACUAUUUUCUAUACCUUUCAUUUAAUGUUUGUUCAGAGAAUUACGUGUUGACUUAAAUUAAUUGUGGGAUUGAUAUUUUUUUCUUUUUUUUCUCAUUGCCACCCUCCUUGAUAUGCAAGGGAAAUGACUUCUUAGUCAUUCCCAGGAGUUAAAGGGUUAACUAGGACUUUCUCCUUAUCAAUAUGUAAAUUAAGUUAAAGGUGGAAUAUUGGUUUUUAGUACUGUGACAUAAAUGUGUGAUAGAUGACAGUAAUUGAAUUUAUUAUGUAUGAUUAUUAGAUUUUACAGAAUUUUCUGGACAAGAAAGAUAGUUUAUAUUCCAUCCAUCAGAUAGGUGGGUGAAACACGACAAUGAUAAAUUUUAUAACUCCUUUAAGUACAAAAUGGAAUGAUGAACUCUUGACGCAAACUGAUAUUUACUGAUAUAUUUUACUGAUCUUUACAAAAAUUAAAAAAUCUUUUAUUCUGAUAUCAGCUCAAAUGGGUGUAUCUGAAGGCAAAUCUGUGGGGAGUUGGUUUGGACCAAACACUGUUGCACAAGUACUCAAGUAAGGUCACACUCUCAGUCCAGAUUGUACAGCCCUACUCUGUACAGAUAUAUUAUAACAGUUUCCUAGUUUUGGAUGUGCCACAACAUAGAAUUUUAAAAUUGUUUAUUUUUUUAAUUUGUUAUGUGCACUCUUAGGACACAAUGCUUUAUACUAACUGUUGCAUGAUGGAUUUACAUUUUAAAAUCACUUGAUCAAAUUAUGGUUCUUCUUGAUCUGCAGAAAACUAAUGUGCUUUGAUGACUGGAGUUCCCUGUGUAUUCAUAUUGCCAUGGACAACACUGUUAUAGUUAAUGAUAUUAGUGAGUUUUAACAGUAAUUAUUCUUUAUAACAUAAAUGAUUUAAUUUGAAAUGUCUUUGGCUGAUUCUUUUGUUGGCCUUUCCUGUGCCUUUCUUGAAGGUGGGUAUAAAGGUUUUCUGGAAUCACACAAUUAUUGUUCUAGUGUUAUUCUAAAUCAUUGCAUGAUGUUAUAUUUAAGGAUAGAAACUGAUGUGAAAAGCAAGUUAUUUAACCUUUCUGUGCAAGGACACCCAAGAGAUCUCAAAAAAUAUCCACACAAGCAAAGAUUUCUAUCAAACAACAUUCAGUUCUACGCUAAUCUUCAAGUGUAAAUAACCUUUUUAUUCCUUUAGAAACUCUUUGCAAAAGAGAUUCACCAACAAAGACUCAUGGAGAAGCAACAAGCUACAGCCAUACAUCAGCCGGGGUUGGAAGACAGAGAGGAGCAGCAGGUGGAUCAGACACAAAGGAUGGCACAAAACACAGACGACAGGGCUGGAGACCUCUUUUAUUGUUUAUACCACUUAGAUUAGGGUUGUCAGAGAUGAAUUCUGUUUAUAAUGAGCCAUUUAAGGUGGGUACAAUAAUUUUUCACCUACUGUAUGAUUGAUUGUUAAAUCAAAGGCUGUAAUGACCAAAAUGUUCCUGUCUGUAUGGCAGAUGACAAGAUAGAGGCUUUGUUUUCAAUACCAUAAAAGUCUGAAGAAAAUUAUUCUGAAAAUUACAGAUAGCUCCAAGAGGAUGAAAUGGAUUUGACUUGGUCACAAGGUGACCUGUUCCUCUCUCUUUCUACCCAAAUUGGAAUUUUAUCAUUAUUAUUAAAUUGCUUGAUUAACAGUGUGGUGUCAGUAUACAUAUGACUUGCCUUCUGCACUGCCUCCCCACCUUGCUGUCUAGGAGUGUAAUCUUGGUUAUGUUGUAAUGAGUGUGGGUAUUCUGUGACAGACUAGCUUGAGUAUGGAUGGGAAGUAGAAUUACUGACUAAAAAGUCACUCAAUGAUGAGAGAAUUGGGAUAAGCUCCAGCCAUUGUAUGCCAUUAUGUGUGUCCCGUAGGCUGCAAUGCAAAAUUAUUUAGGCCAUGAGCAGUCUCCUUUUCUCAGCAUUGUCCAUUGAACAAACAUCAUAGUUUGUAAAAAUGAAAUUCAGAGCCAUUCGAGAUCUGGAAAUGGGUUGGUGCUCUUUUUCCUUGUUUAUUUUUGUGAGGUACCAAUGCAAAUUCCUUUCACUUACACACUAGAAAACUUAGAAGAAAGCAUUUAUUGUACUCUUAAAGUGAUGACUUUUGUUGUUUUUCAGUCUUGUUUUACAUUUAGGCAAUCAGUGGGCGUUAUUGGAGGAAAACCCAACCAUGCGUAUUACUUUAUAGGAUAUUACGGUAACUAUUUUUAAAUGUUCUGUUACUACAGUGUUUUUCAGCAAGUGAUUAGAGGCAGUCCAAAGAUCUGAAGAGGGGUUGUUUGCACAUUCAAACAUACGAUUAUUUUAUCCUUCAGUGGAAUCUAUUUCUUAAGUUUUACUUAAUUGCAUUUACGUUUUUGUCAUCCCCGUGUGACAUUGGUAACGUUUCCAGAUUGCUUACUUGAAGAUGACUCACUUUCUCAUAUUUCCUCUGACUAAAGGAAAUACUCUAUUGUAUCUCGACCCCCACACGACGCAACAGGCUGUGAACCCGGAGAAAUUGAGUCAAAUCCCAGAUGAGGUAAGAAUGUUGGUGUUCCGCACGAAACGCUUGUAGUGAAUACUGUGUACGUAUUCUUAGGUUUGCACGAAAAGGAAUAAAAACGCCAUCGUACUGUUAUGGUGGUCUGAGUCGAGAAAAGAAAAGAUAUCUUUAAUGAGCCCUAUCAACUGUCAUUUAACAAGCUUCCCCGUUCGUUAUAGAGGAGAGCCCCUCUUAACUUAAUACGGGAUGAGGAGAUUACAUGCGACGUGGGAGACACGCAUCAAACUUUUCUCAAAGGGAACUCUCGCUUGUUACACUUUAGUUUUGUUUUUACCUUCUAGAAAACUAGCAACAUCACGGUUUUCAUUAAACUAAGACUUUACUUCGGCAAUUACUCAAACUGGCUGUGUUUGUUGUACUUACAGAGUUAUCACUGUGCAUAUCCGAGCAGGAUGAACAUCGCAGAUUUAGACCCAUCCAUCGCUUUGGUAAGGAAAACAUUAAAUUCUGAAGUCUCUAGAACAUCGUGGCAUCCUAUAUCCAACGUUUGGCGCUUCUUUAAAAAAUGUAAAAGCAGGGUUAAACCUUUUAAGAAUGUGCGUGCGGCUUGCAGACACAGUUCCGCAACUAGCGCGUUAACAAUGGCAAAUCUCGUCAGUCUUAUUUGCAUCAAUCCGCGAGAGGUUUUCCUGAACUUAAGUAGUGACCGUGUAGUGGAAGCAGUGGUGAAAGUUUAUAUUCUAAACAAGUCAGGUAACUUGCACUGAACGUAAGUUGAACGAAUUUAUAAAAGUCUUUAGCCGUUGCUAACGAACAGAGUCCCCAGUUCUGUGUUAAUGACUUAGAGAUCCCUCUACUUGGAGUUUUUACGCUGAUUACUGAAGAUUAUUUUUUUGCGUUUUGCGCCUUUACUAUGAGUUUAAUACCUCACGAUUUCCGUGCAGAAGACCUCACUUGGCAUAAUACUUCUGAUUUCAAGCUUGAUCAUUGUCUAAUCCUCUUGAUACUUAUGUAGCCCCUGUGCUGUUUCAAGAAGUGUUCAGAUUUCCACACCUUUCUCCGAUUUGAUAUGCUUAAGAAACUUUCUAUUUCCAGGCAGAACUUCUUGUUACAAGACAAAAAAAAACAAAAUUUGAUUUGAGAAACUAUGCCUCGUGAUAGCUUCCAGUGUGUCAGAGAGCUCGGCAUUUAUGUAUUGAUUAUUAUUUUGCGCGCUCACCGAACAAAGCUGAAAAACAGGAACUGAUUGUGGUUUUAUGCGAGAUAACAGGGGUGGGGGUACAUACAUUUUCCCCGCAUAUUGAGAUAUGGAUAGUGACUGAAGGUAGUGUAGUGGAUCGGGAAAGGGAGGGGGGGGGUGUCACUAAAAGAUGUGCUUCAUAAGGCUCUUUUACCGGUCUAUUAGAGUAGCUAUCCGAGGUAGCAUUGUACAAAUACCAGAUUAGUGUCUCGUCUUUAAUGUUCUGUGUGCUUUGCAGGGAUUUUUCUGCCAUUCAGAAGAAGACUUCGAUGACUUAUGUCUGCAAAUUCAUAAGGUAUGUUUUUUUUUAAAAAAAAAAACUUAUUUGUCUGUUCUGAAGAGAGCGGCUAGCGGGGCUUGGCAUACAGCAGUAAGGUAAUCUGUAAGGAAUAUAGUUGGUUCUAUCGCGGCCAGGCUGAUGUAUUUUGUACUGAAAUGACAUCUUCUUUCCUUGGUAGCAUAUCCAUUCCGGACACAGGAGACCCAUGUUUGAGCUAGCAGCUGUCAGACCACCUCACUGGCCGUCAUUAGAAAUACCGCAGAGACCUGGUGACGAAUUGAACCGCAGCCAGCAGUCUGGUAAGAUAGUGUGCCAGUCACGUAACGAGAGUUUACUUAUUUAGCAAGCUGAAACUAAGUAACACGUAUUUUCUUUGUCUUCUUUUUCCUGUUAGAUUUUACUGAGCUUUCUUACGAGUCCGACGAUACAAAGGAAUUUGAUACAGAUGGAGAAUAUGAAAUUCUGUAAACCCG